AUGCCGCGAUCCUUCUCAACACUUUGGCCAUCGGAUGUCUCUCCUCCUUCACCAUCAUGUGCCGAGAAAGUUCUCACCACUUACGAGCUCCUUGAGAACAUCCUCAUUCAUCUCCCGAUGCACAACAUCUUCACCUGCCAACGAGUUUCACGACAAUGGCAGUCGAUUAUCCAAAGAUCAGUGAGACUACGCGAGGCAAUGUUCCUCACCUCAAGUUCCACGCCGCUCAGACCAGAAGACACCGUCUAUAAUAGAACUGUCUUAUGCUGCUGGAAUCGAGGUCAGACUCUAUACAGAGCCGAGGAAGCUCUCACAUUCAAUCCAGCAGCAUCGGUCGGUGUAGCAUUCUGUAUUCCCCGUCAGUCAUURCUCAAGAAACCCUUUGGCGCGUUCCGCUUCCAUUUACACCACUACCCACGAUUGACAAUCGAGGCUCUUCCGGAAAUCGCACAGGGGGAGAGAGCAUCAUGGAAGGACAUGUUUUUGACUGAACCUCCAGUCAUUGCCAUUGACUUCAUGUUCAGAGGAGGGAUGAGUCCGUUUGGACACUUGUUCGCUUUGUGGAAUCCACACGGGAUCAAGUUCGGAGAUUUGAUUGAUUGGAGGUGGAAGAUUGCGAACGAGAUUGAAGAGAGCGGCAGGGAGGCAGUGGGAGAGAUUGAGUGCAGUUUUCAUGUGACUUGGCCUGGAUUUGACCCGAGAGAGGAAGUCUGGUAG
Ramularia collo-cygni is the source of this 717-nucleotide messenger RNA. RefSeq lists its product as uncharacterized. Lineage: Eukaryota; Fungi; Ascomycota; Dothideomycetes; Mycosphaerellales; Mycosphaerellaceae. The coding region runs from base 1 to 717 and encodes 238 amino acids. The transcript has a single exon. The record is from RefSeq and is a predicted model, not a curated record. Gene Ontology annotation, molecular function: protein binding.